This is a messenger RNA of Arachis stenosperma, 1632 nucleotides long. Its product is annotated as putative F-box/LRR-repeat protein 9. Lineage: Eukaryota; Viridiplantae; Streptophyta; Magnoliopsida; Fabales; Fabaceae. The transcript is spliced from 2 exons. Gene Ontology annotation, molecular function: protein binding. The record is from RefSeq and is a predicted model, not a curated record. The coding region runs from base 6 to 1283 and encodes 425 amino acids.
GAGAAAUGCAUCUUCGUUGUCCGAGUUAUUCGAUGGAAGCGGAAUUCCAACGCCGCUUGUUUGCACCAGAAUCGCCUUCAUCAUUCAUUUGGUAUACGAAUCCAUUAUUGCGCCGCCCCCACCAAGAGCGCCAAGAACAGAGGAGUAGUAGAAACUGGCUCCAUCUUCCGGUGGAACUCAUUCUUAUCAUCUUCGAGAAGCUCGGAGCCAUAGAGGUUCUCACCAGUGUCCAGCGAGUGUGCAUGCUCUGGCGGACCAUCUGCAAGGAUCCGUACACGUGGCGCGUGAUCAACAUGCGCGUCGUGGGGUUUCCCAAAUUCAUGGACUACCAAUUGAGUUCGCUGUGCCUCCGUACCAUCGAACGCAGCUGCGGUCUCUUGGUGGACAUAAGUAUUGGCUAUUUUGCUACCAAGUAUCUCCUCAACCACAUCGCUAAUUCUUGUGGAAGUCGUCUUCGGCGUUUACGACUUUACAAGUGCGACUACGCACGCAUAUCAAAAAGAGUGUUGCGUGACUCGGCUAAGAAGUUUCCUUUGCUUGAGGAGCUUGAAAUUACCAAUUGCCACUGUAUUCUCCCGAUUUAUUUAGAAUCUUUGGGUCAAGCUUGCCCUCUUCUAAAAACCUUCAAAUUCAGCCACCACCGACAGUAUUGUUAUGAUCACAUUUCUUCUUGUCACCUCCUCGCCGGUAAUGAAUAUGCAUAUGCUAUUGCACGAAGCAUGCCACAAUUACGCCAUCUCCAACUUGUUGAAAGCAAUUUGGAUUAUGAUGGUUUGCAUGCUAUUCUUAACGGUUGUCCACAUCUGAAAUCUCUAGAUUUACGUCACUGUAUCAACCUUGAUUUGAAAAGAAAAAUAAUAAUAGAAAUGUUGCAAGGAAGAAUCAAGGAUUUUAGACUUCCAAUUCUAGGUGCAUCAACAAUUGACUAUGAGUUUUAUUCGUUACUACCUUAUGAAAAGGCACUCAAGAAUUCGGAUUUCAACUAUUUAGUAGAGCAAUGGCAGAGGUUUCAAGAUGAAAAAAUAGCCAAACUUGAAUUAGUAGUAAAAUAUGAAGACGAGGAGGUUUGGGAGGAUAUCGAUAUGAUAUGGGUCACUAUGAAAAUUAGAAGAAGGCAAAGGCGAGAGAGUACUAAAAAUUUCAAAGCGCUUCAAAUAUUUCGCCGGAGAAAAGAACACAGUACCGUAUCCAAAGGGAAGAAACAUAGGAAAAAGGCAAGCAAGAUUGACCUCCUUGAAGCAUGUGUUUUGGAGAGGAAUUACAAUUAUUAUUCUGAAGAUUGAAUUCAAGAACAAGAGGAGGUGUGGGAGGAUAGAGAUAUCAUGUGGCCAAUUUUGAAAACUAAAAGAGGUGCAAUUGAUGAUUUAAUUUUCUAGCUAUUUUGAGCGUUUGUUAUUGGUUUUGUUGGUUGGUACAAGAUAUUAUUUGUUGAUUAGAAAUUAAAUAUGAUAUUUUUUUGUCGCAUUGUUUAUUUUCUUGUCUUGUCUUUGAUGACUAUACGAAAAAAGGUUUAUAGAUAUGUCGUAAAAGAUUUUUGUAUUUAAUAAUAUUGAGUAAACUAACUAAGAAGUGUUACAACUAUGCUUAGAAUUUUGCUUUUGGCAGUGAUAGGUUAAUAUCUUGGUCUAUGAU